AGUGAGUGUGUGUGUAUAUGCGUGUAUGUAUGUGUGUGUAUGUGUGGACGCAUGGCACCGUGAGCACUUUGAGACCGAGUUGCCCCUCUUUCCCCCCCCAAAACCCCCCGAAAGAAGAGCAUUUUUGCGCAAAAAACAAAACAGAAAAACUGCACGCCCGGAGAUGUGGAUCCAGGUCCGGACCAUAGACGGGAAGGAGACCCGGACUGUGGAGGAUUUGUCCCGGCUGACCAAGAUCGAGUCCCUGCGCCUGAAGAUCCAGGACAUUUUCCACGUUAGUCCGGAGCAGCAGCGCUUGUUUUACAGGGGCAAGCAGAUGGAAGAUGGCCAGACGUUGUUUGAUUACAACGUUGGCCUCAACGACAUCAUCCAGCUUCUCAUUCGCUCUCAGGCCGACCCCCCGGACAGUCCCGUCACCAACAACUGUGAGGGAGUGGUCUGUAACACAGCCCCUCCCACCUCUGGCUUGGCUCCCAACUCCAGUACAGCAACGGCAGCCACGUCCUCCCCAGUGACGGUCACUAGUAACAAUGGAAACGGCUCCAAGUCAUGCAGUCCACCGUUGGAUAGUCAGCCGUCCACAUCGUCCCCGACGUCCCUCGUAAACCCUGGGAUCGGCGUGUACAAGAUCAACGAGCUGGUGGACUGCAGGGACGUCACCAUUGGUGCCUGGUUUGAGGGCACCAUCGAAAGGGUCACCCCGGCUACUAAAGGACACAACAGCAAGGCUGAAACGCCACCCACCACUGGAAGGGUGGGCAGACCUAGCAAACGGACUAAUGGCAAGCUAGAGUCAGAGCCCUGCCCGCCGGCCUCGGACAGUAACGGCACGGCCGGCAUGGGCUUGAACUCGGACAGUGAGGAACCAUCGACGUCUCAGAUGGAUUCCACAACACACAAUAAGGAGGACGUCACGUACCACAUCAAAUACGAAGAUUACCCGGAGAACGGGGUGGUGGAGAUGAACGCGGAGGAUGUGCGCCCACGGGCCCGGACGCUGCUGCGCUUCGAGCAGCUGGAAGUGGGCCAGGUGGUGAUGGUCAACUACAACCUGGAGCUGCCCGAGGAGAGGGGCUUCUGGUACGACGCUGAAAUCACAGCGCUCAACCACAUCUCCAGGACCAAGAAGGAGGUCCGCGCCAAAAUCGUACUUGGCGGUCCAGGCAAUGUGAUUGGUGACUGUAAGCUGCAGUUUCUGGACGAGAUCUACCGUAUAGAAAAACCUGGAGCUCCUCCACUGUCUCUCACUGACGGCCAGUUCAAACGUAAGAGUGGUCCGGAGUGUAAGCACUGUAAGGCGGAUCCGGAUGCGGAGUGCCGUUUCUGUUCAUGCUGUGUUUGUGGAGGGAAGCAGGACGCGCACAUGCAGCUGCUGUGUGAUGAGUGUAACAUGGCCUUCCACCUGUACUGCCUCAACCCCCCACUGUCCACCGUCCCCGACGACGAGGACUGGUACUGCCCCACCUGUAAGAAUGACACCAGUGAGGUGGUGAAGGCAGGUGAGAAGCUGAAGACCAGUAAGAAAAAGGCCAAGAUGCCUUCAGCCACCAACGGGAGUCAAAGGGAUUGGGGCAAGGGAAUGGCGUGUGUGGGUCGUACUAAAGAAUGCACCAUCGUUCCCUCUAAUCACUAUGGACCAGUUCCUGGCGUUCCUGUGGGAACCACCUGGAAGUUCCGCGUACAGGUGAGCGAAGCUGGUGUUCACCGGCCUCAUGUGGGCGGAAUCCACGGCCGCAGUAACGACGGCUCCUACUCGCUGGUGCUGGCCGGCGGCUUCGAGGACGAAGUGGACAGGGGAGAUGAGUUCACAUACACGGGCAGCGGAGGUCGCGACCUCUCGGGAAACAAACGGAUCGGAGAGCACUCGUUCGACCAGACGCUCACACACAUGAACAGGGCUCUGGCGCUGAACUGUGACGCCCCUCUGAAUGAUAAGGACGGGGCGGAGUCUCGGAAUUGGCGGGCGGGAAAACCAGUGAGAGUGAUCCGGAGCUCGAAGGGCCGGCGAAUCAGCAAGUACGCUCCGGAGGAGGGCAACCGCUACGACGGGAUUUAUAAGGUGGUGAAGUACUGGCCUGAGAUCGGUAAGUGUGGUUUCCUGGUGUGGCGUUACCUGCUGAGGCGUGAUGACGUGGAGCCAGCGCCGUGGACGCCUGAAGGAAUUGAGCGCAGCAAGAAACUCGGCCUGAAGGUGCAGUACCCUCCUGGCUAUCUGGAAGCCAUGGCGAAUAAGAGUAAGAAGGAGGCGAGUGUGAGGGGGACACGAGGUGGGCCGUCGCGGGGUAAGAGACACGGAGGCCGGGGGCGACCGAAAACUGGCCGGCCAGCAAAAAGAGUGAAGGAAGAGGAGGAGGAGGAGGAGGAGGAGGAGGAGCAAGAAGAGAAGGACGCAGUGAACAAGGACGAGGAGGUGCACAGUAAUGGCGACCAAGAAACGCCAAAAGACAAAGAGUGUGAUGAGCAGGAUGAGCCCAAAUCGAAGCGGCUGAAGGAGGUGGAGGCGUUCGUGUUGUCUGAGCAGCAGCGCUCCCUCAUACAGCAGGACCAAGCCAACAAGAAACUCUGGGACGAGGCUCUGGGCUUCCUCAUUGAGGGACCGAACUUCUUGCGUAAAGUGGAGCAGAUCUUCAUGUGUGUGUGCUGCCAGGAGCUCGCCUUCCAGCCCAUCACCACCGCCUGCCAGCACAACGUCUGCAAGACCUGUCUGCAGAGGUCGUUCCGAGCGGAGGUGUACACGUGCCCGGCCUGUCGCCACGAUCUGGGCAAAGACUAUGUCAUGACCCUCAACAAGAACCUCCAGCAGCUCCUGGAUCAGUUCUUUCCAGGCUACAGCAAGGGCCGAUGAGGCAGCGGAGCAGAUAACGGACAGAAAUCUCCAUCCAGCGCAGUUCAGUGGCACUUACGGUCAACAGGCAUUCUUACGCACACGCGCACACACCGCACACACAAUGCACUAACCCAAACACUCAACACAGAAACCACUGACACACACUCACACAAAGCACACACCCUCCAUCUAGACGGACCCCCACAUCAACACCAGCCUGACACUUGUAUCCCAGGACAAUGACAGUGACCCCAUGGAUAGUGGACGUCUGCUGGCUGUGUGUGUAUGUGUGUGUCCCCGCCCUCGCGUCAUCAGGAGAACCCCACACACUGUUCACAGGAGCUGGGAACGCCUCCAGCCCUUUUAAAGCAAUGGAUCUGGAAAGGAUGGACCUGAUGCUAAUGCUAAUGCUAAUGAUAUGCUAACAGUUGCUAACCCUGGUGAGAAUACCCAAAGUCGAAUAUGGAAGUCUGCCAUACCGCCAGGUGCUGAAGCUACAUUAAAGAGCCUCGGAUAACCAAACUCGGCUGAGCUAACAGCAAGGAAUGAGCACCAGUGUUAGCAUUUAGCAUGCUAAUCACUGACAGUGUUAGCUUGCGGACGUUGUUGCUUGGUUAGUAGGGUUUGGAUAAGUUGUCCCUUUAAAGGCCAAGACCUGGCUUUACUGACCAAUACCACCAAAACCGUGGUGAAAGGUCUUUUUGCUACACUUAUGUGGCAUGCUAAUUUUAUGAAACCCAUUCCCUCCAGGUAGAGGAAGAAAUCUGCCUCGUUUGUGGCAGCAGUGUGUCAAAAAAUGACAAAAUAUUGUAAAAUACAAUACAACAAUAAAAUAUAGACUUAUAAUCCUAAAAUGAUUAGUUAUUUUCUCAAAAUAUUGACUCAGUAUCUGAAAAUAAUGACAUUUUCCACAUAUUUUUCAAAACUGCAUAAUUCACUGUUUGAGAUCAUUCAGAGAGGUUUGGUGUGAAAUGGUUCAGGUGUCUUUACAGUGGUGGUGAUAGGAACCAGGGGUCGCCAUGACUACAACACAAAUAUAGACAUUUUAUUUACUAUCCAGAACCACCAGU
Colossoma macropomum (tambaqui) is the source of this 3897-nucleotide messenger RNA. RefSeq names its product E3 ubiquitin-protein ligase UHRF2-like. Gene Ontology annotation, molecular function: protein binding; ubiquitin protein ligase activity. NCBI's taxonomy places the organism in Eukaryota, Metazoa, Chordata, Actinopteri, Characiformes, Serrasalmidae. The transcript has 16 exons. The coding region runs from base 26 to 2845 and encodes 939 amino acids. The record is from RefSeq and is a predicted model, not a curated record. Gene Ontology annotation, biological process: protein ubiquitination; negative regulation of gene expression via chromosomal CpG island methylation.